This is a messenger RNA of Scophthalmus maximus (turbot), 4649 nucleotides long. Its product is annotated as gamma-secretase activating protein. The record is from RefSeq and is a predicted model, not a curated record. Gene Ontology annotation, cellular component: trans-Golgi network. Bases 279 to 2876 code for a protein of 865 amino acids. The transcript has 33 exons. Gene Ontology annotation, biological process: positive regulation of amyloid-beta formation. NCBI's taxonomy places the organism in Eukaryota, Metazoa, Chordata, Actinopteri, Pleuronectiformes, Scophthalmidae.
GGUGAAAAAAGUUUGAUUUCCGCGUGUCAUUAAAAAAAACCAACCCAAAGUUUGUGUAGUUGAGAGGAAGAAGAAGAGGGCGAUGACGUACCUGGCCGCUGCUGCGCUGCUUCCACUCGGGAACAAGUUCAGACGCUCGGUCACAUGACGCCAACUCCGGGUCGCGAGACACUUCGCUGCAAGGUGCCGCCGCCGCCGCCGCCUCUCCACCGCGAACACACCUCGGGAGGACUGUUCCAUUUUCAAAAGAAGGGACUGUUUUUGUUCUGUUUGUACACAUGCUGAAGUUGAAGGAAACGUUUGACCUGCACCGGGAUGUGGUGUCGGACGUCCUCAGGAAGGAAGCGUCCGUGUGCCGGGUGGAAGAAUACUCCGGCGCAGUGGACGCUCGCAUCCUGAACAUCGAGAGUGACGGGGGCAUCCUUUACUCUUGGAAGGGAGCAACAGCGACCACUAGGAUCGGGAAAUAUGACUCUAACACCAAACAGAAUAAGCUCCUGUACUCAUUUGACAAGCAGGUGUGUGUCAGCAGCUGUUCCCUGAACAAGGAGGAGACGCUGUUGGCUGUCAGCCUGGCACAAAACACCAGAGGGGAAGAGCGCCUCAGACCAAUAUCAAAGUGUCUAACUCUCCUGAUUGAGAUCCAUCCCAUCAACAACACUAAAGUCCUCAAGGCAGUUGACUGCAGGGUCAAAGUUCAGUUCCUCCACCAAGACACGGGCAGGAGAUCAGUGCUGGAGAGCCACCUCCUCCUGCUGACAGAAGACGGAUAUGUGGAUCUGUACCAUGUUCUGCUGACCAAGUAUGAGGGCUAUAGAGUGGUGAUGGCGAACCCUGACCGUCUGUCCAAGACAGUGGAGAGAAUAGUGGAGGAUUUAAGUUGGGUCCAGUGGGACGGACACACACAGAGACUCUACUAUCUCACACACAAGGACGAGUUCCUGCUGCGAUGUGUCCAGUUUUAUCCCAACCAUAACUGUGAAACUGUCAUGGAGCUCCCAUUAGAGCUGCCUGAUAAUCCUUUCCACACAGUCAAGUUUGUAAGCCUGGGCUUUGACCAUUACCACACGGAGAGAGCAGAGCCGGAGCUCAUUAGCAUGAACGUGUUCACAAACAGAAUAGAAAGAAGCGUGUGUGUGUGCUACAGCCAACCUCUUAAAGACAAACAGGAACUGAUGUACACCAUGGUCUUAGUUCACAAAGACUGCAGCAAGACGUUCAGAGUAUCUCUGGGCGGCGAGCAGUCGCAGCAGAAAGCCAAGGAGCUCCAUCCGCUCUUCAUCCCCAUGGGUUACUACAUCCUGGUGUAUCUGCAGGACCAUUUCCUCCACUAUAUCAACACCCGACAGGAGGAGAUGCUCUGUCACUCCCUCUUCCUCUCCGGUCACGAUGUGGACCUGGGCAUGCAGUGUCAUCCGGCUGACGUCACCGUGUUGCACGCAGAGGAGGAGUCUUGUGGGAGUCUGCUGGACGUGGCCAGUGGGAAGAUCCACGCUGCCGAGCUCAGCCCCGCCUACCUGCUACAGAUCCUGCGAUCGCACACAUCCUUCAGGUGUCCCAGUGCGGGUCCCCCUCAGCACCUGGCCGCCCUCCACUGCCUGCUGGUUUACAUGGGAAACGACCCAAACCUGGAGCUGAAGAUUAUUGAAUGGCUGUGUGACAACGUGAGCGCCUUCGAAGCCUUUGAUCAGAUCCAGGAGUUCAUUCUAGCCUCUUUGUACAGAAUAAGCUACGAGAAGUCUCUCAGCCUGGAUAAAGUCCUGCCUUACUCGUCAGUAUUCGACAAGAAGGAGGUACCAGUGUGUCUGCUGGAGAUCCCCGGUGUCCUGUGUACCACUGAGCUGCAUAUUGAGGCUGUAUUAAAAGGGAAGGGUUUCUGGACAGAGCUGCAAUGGAACACUGAGAGGACAAAAUAUCUGCACGCUGUUCCCAACCCGAGAUACAGAACCUCACACAUACAGGCUGACUGGGAUAAACUGAAGUCCGAGAGGAGACCGUCCAGCCACAUGAAUCACAUUGAGGAGAACACAAAGAAAGUUCUGUCGAUGGUGGAUACCUGGUGCCUCGAUAAGAAGCUGGUGCCACUGUUCCAGGAGGAGGACCAUCAACAGAGGGUGCUCAUCGGCCUGACGGUUGACAAGCUUCGAGAGCAUCUCAACAGACACCUGCCUCGGCUGGGGAAGAAGAAGGCCGACUCACUGGUCGUCUGCUACGUAGCCAAACUGCUGGAGCUCAUCAGACACAUGCUGGAGUCAGUCUGGCUGAAGUACAAACUCGGCCCUCGUGCUCUGUGCUUGAAACAGCAGGGCAGUCAAGCCGAGUGGUCCGUGUUUCACUUCAUGUUUCGGGUCCUGGAAGCCACGAGGGGGCUCUGCCUGCCACUCCCACCUGGCUAUCACACCCUUUUAGCAGUGUUCGCUGUGCGUUGCCUCCCUCACCAGACCUUCCUACAGUACAUCGAUCACGGCUUCCUGCAGCUCACCGAAACCUUUUUGUCUCGGCUCAUGACAGAUUUGGACAACAGUGAUGCCAACGAGAGACUCAAGUUCAGCAUACUGAAGAGACUACCUCAGCCUAUGAAGCAGAGGAUCUACCAUAUGUGGGAUCAUCCCGUCAGUUCCGCGUCCAUCUCCAGAGAGUACGUCAGGACUCAGCUGGAGAAACGCUACAAAAACAAGGGAUUUGCAUCCACCAGCAGAGAUAAGCCUGGUUUCAGACCCGACUUUCUGCCUCUUACCUACCUGGCAAAAAUACUCGCGGAUAUAGAGGAACAAGCCCUGAACCCUUUCGAGGAGCAGGAGAACGUGGACGCCAGCUUCGUGGAGGAGACGGCUCUGAAGCAGACACUAAUACUGCUGGGCUUUGAGGAAAAAUGAAGAAUGUGGAGGAGGGCGGAGGGGCGGAGAGGGACGGCGGACGGAUGGAUCGCGGGAGAAACAGAUGAGGGGGAAAAUGCAUUUGAGAGCACAGUCAUCAUUGACUGGGCCUUGAGGACAAGUAACAGAUGGGUGGAUGGUGGAGGGGCCAGCAGUGAAGGAUGAAUGAAAAGAUUGAAAGGCAGAGCGCUCAUAAACAAGCUCUGGCUGGUUGAUGACAAAUUAGGGUGCGGCGGCGAGAUAGAUGGAUGAAGCAGGUCCAGAAAGGAAAGAUGGAGGGGACAAUGGGAGGCAGGACGGAUGAAAAGUAUAGUCUUUUAUUAGAAAAUCCAGAGGCGUGGGCGGAAUAGGAUGAACAGUGCUCAAAAUUAAAACACAAUAGGGAACACAGUUGGUGGUUUAUCUCAAUUUUUGGGAAACAUUCUUUGGAAAUAUUUAUUGAAAAUCGAUAAAUGCAGGCAGCUAUUCGUAUUAACUCAAUUUCUGGAGCAGCAACUGUUCACUCCAGAGCUCCCCCAACUAUGAAAGUUCAUCUCUUGUACGAUUUAUGAACAUCAACGUCAAAUCCGGCGAAUGGCAUUUAUAAAUCAAACGCCCUUGUUUAUCCCCCGGUGCUUCCUGUAAUGCCGCUGCAGCCCAUCAACUUGAUUACACACUGACAAAGGCGCCGCAGCCAGGGCGCCACGACGUGGACAGUCAGUGGCUGCUUUGCAUCCAAUCUGAUUUCAUCCCUGAGUUCUACAGAAUCCCUGCAGGGAAAAGGGAGACUUGGUUGUUGUGAUAUUUGGAUGAUCAUAAUUAACAUGGACUCUUUAUGGGCGAUUUGCCGAUUAUUCCUUUACACACCAAAUCUAAAUCGGGGGAUUACGUGAAGAGCGGCAGAUUAGCAAGAAGGAUUUCCCAGCUGUGAGAUGUCCAAGAUGUGGAUUAACCAAAAGUGGAAAAAAAUUCAGGAAAUGUGUGAAAUAUUAAAUUCUCACUCUUGUAUGGAAAAUAAGGGCUGGGUACAUACACAUGCACGAAAUGUUUGAUGCUAAUGCUGGUUUGAUAUCCAUGUUUCAGUACAUCACUGGGCCAGUCCACAAUCACAGUCUGUCCAGUUAGUCCUGUCGUUUAUUGUGGGUGGCGCUACACUAUGUUUUUCUACACUAUGCAUGUAAGAUUAUCUUGUAAUUGCCACUUAUAUUUAGCGUUUGAUACACUGUGCAUCAACGCGUACCAAAAAAAGUAUUGACAACCAGUCAUACUUAAAAAUCAAUGCAAUGACACAUGAGGGUGAAACAACAGACAAUCGCUUCUAUAGCACGAUGCUGAAAUCGAUCAGAAAAAACUUUACAAACUAUAAAAUCAAACUAAAUAGCAGAGGCUUAAUAAGGCAAUAGGAGCUGGAAUUCCAAAAAGGGAAAUGAAUGGAAGGUCAUUGGCUCACUCUGUGCACACGCUCAAACAUCUGGCUUGUAUCAGGUAAACGUGCGCCGUCAAUCAUGACCGAGCUCUUACUGUAAGAGUAGAAAUUCCUCGGUAGAGGCUGCCUGAACCGUACAUGUGUGUGGGGUGUGUUCAUAAUCCUUUUUUUCCCCCUCUCUCGAACCAUAAUAGACUGAAAUACCAGAGAUUACUUACAUCUCAUGUCAUGCUUUCAUUUGAGAAAUUACAUACCACUCCUUCGGAAACAAAAAAAAAGGGAUUUUUUUUGACGCUCUCGAUUCUCAUGUUAACCCCGAAAGGUUUUGUAAGAUGACAUGUAAAUAAAGAGAUUUUUUUGUUUUUCAA